Rhopalosiphum padi (bird cherry-oat aphid) is the source of this 831-nucleotide messenger RNA. RefSeq names its product craniofacial development protein 2-like. The transcript has a single exon. NCBI's taxonomy places the organism in Eukaryota, Metazoa, Arthropoda, Insecta, Hemiptera, Aphididae. The record is from RefSeq and is a predicted model, not a curated record. The coding region runs from base 102 to 716 and encodes 204 amino acids.
UGCUAGGGACAUAUAAAGUUAAAAUAGCAGCCUUACAGGAAAUAAGGUGGAAGGGAGCAGGACAAGUAACAGUAAAAGAUUAUGAAAUAUACUUCUCAGGAAUGGUAGACAGACACAGUUUUGGGAGCGGCUUCGCUGUGCACAGGUCGAUGGUACCACAUGUUAAAGAAUUUAGACCAGUUUCGGAAAGGAUAGCAGUGAUGAGAAUAAAAAGCAGACCGAUAGAUCUUAUACUAAUAUGUGUACAUGCCCCCACGGACACAAGUGAAGACCACAUUAAGGAUGCUUUCUAUGAAGACCUGGAUACAACAUAUGAAAGGCUGCCAGGAAAUGUUAUAAAAAUUUUGCUAGGAGAUCUGAACGCAAAAUGUGGAAAGGAAGAACACUUUCUACCAAUUAUAGGUAGUGAAAGCGUUCAUGAUACUAGCAAUGAAAAUGGGCUGAGAGUUAUAUCAUUCGCAGCAUCCAAGGAUAUGAUUAUAAGUAGUACAACCUUCCCCCACAAAGAUAUACACAAAAUAACUUGGAAGUCACCAGAUGGUAAAACAGCCAAUCAGAUUGACCAUGUACUAAUACAAAAGCGCUUCAGGUCCUGUAUCAUUGAUGUAAGAAGCUUUAGAGGGGCUGACUGUGUUACUGAUCACUUCCUGGUACUAGCAACUCUAAGAAUUAACUUAUUGGGUCAUAAAAAACUGAGGGAAAAAAGAAAGACGUAGAAGCAAUUAAGGACUCAGAAAACCAACGAAAUUUCAUGGAAAAAAUGACCUCAACCUCAACUUACAAGAUAUAGACGCGGACUGGAACAAAGUCAAUACAAUUCUUAUGGAGACU